This is a messenger RNA of Fusarium mangiferae, 837 nucleotides long. RefSeq lists its product as uncharacterized. Gene Ontology annotation, biological process: epoxide metabolic process. Lineage: Eukaryota; Fungi; Ascomycota; Sordariomycetes; Hypocreales; Nectriaceae. The transcript is spliced from 2 exons. The record is from RefSeq and is a predicted model, not a curated record. The coding region runs from base 1 to 837 and encodes 278 amino acids. Gene Ontology annotation, molecular function: epoxide hydrolase activity.
AUGUCAACUAUAAGACCCUAUCAGAUCAACAUACCGGACUCCAAGCUUGAGCGGCUCAAGCAGAAGCUGGCACUGGCGGACUUUCCUGCGGAUAACAAUCAGUCUUGGGAGCAAGGAGCACCAGUUGGUGAUGUCAAAAGAUUGGCGAAAACAUGGCAGACAACCUUUGACUGGCGCGCUGUUGAGUACAGUCUCAACAAGCUGCCCCAUUACAUUGCAUCUCUCAAUGUUGGAAAUUUUGGAGCCCUGGACGUGCAUUUCAUCCACAAGAGAAGUACUCGCGUAGACGCCAUCCCUCUCCUGUUUCUCCACGGUUGGCCGGGGAGCUUCAUUGAAGUGACCAGAAUCCUCGAUCCUCUGGUCUACGAAAAUAGUAGCCCCAGCUUUCAUGUUAUUGCACCGAGUCUGAUUGAUUUCGGGUUCUCUUCGGCGAGUAAACCCGGUUUCAAAGUUGAAGAUCACGCAAAGCUCUACGACAGACUAAUGAAUGAACUCGGAUAUGAGAAAUAUGGUAUGGGUUUUUCGAAAGUGGAUGUAGGCACCGCAAAUCUAAUGAGUCACAGCUAUCCAAGCCGGCGACGUUGGAAGCAUUAUUGCGCGUUAAAUGGCAACAUCAUUCGGCAACUCUCGCUGCAUGGCUCUUCACACCAACACGCCUCUGCCCAGCGAGCCAAGGGAAGAUACCCACCCGGAUUUGUACAAUCAGUUACGAGAAAAUCCCCUCACCGAAGCCGAGCUAAAAGCGCUCGUACGUGCAGGCGAGGUUUCAAAGGUCGGCAUGGGAUACUACAAUAUCCAGUCAACAAAACCAACGACAAUCGGAUUUUCUCUCCGUGA